This is a messenger RNA of Aspergillus ibericus CBS 121593, 2720 nucleotides long. RefSeq names its product phosphatidylinositol-3-phosphatase YMR1. The coding region runs from base 190 to 2451 and encodes 753 amino acids. Lineage: Eukaryota; Fungi; Ascomycota; Eurotiomycetes; Eurotiales; Aspergillaceae. The transcript has 3 exons. The record is from RefSeq and is a predicted model, not a curated record. Gene Ontology annotation, molecular function: phosphatase activity. Gene Ontology annotation, biological process: dephosphorylation.
CAAAGCCUCGCCCCCUCCCAUCUAUACGUGGUCGGCAGAUUAGAUUAUAUUUUUGUCUUUGAUUUCUCAUUUCUUUCAGUUCUGUCAAUCUAUAGCUCUAGCAGUCUCUGAUUGUACUGCUAUCCCGAGGACCAAUCAAAGUGCACAGUCAUGAAGUGAUGCGGAUACAGUACUAGUAACAGGCAAGGCAUGGAGAGAACACGGGUCGCUAAGGUUGAAGAUGUGACCUUGGCGCGCCGAGGCGAACAGGUGGUCGGCACCCUCCACCUCACCCCUCACCACAUUAUUUUCUCCCACAUCCCCUCCUCAACCGACACCACGCAGCCCCAGGCCCCUGCUGCCCGGCCCAAGGAGCUCUGGAUAACAUACCCCAUCAUCUCCUUCUGUACCUGCCGCCCCACCCCCGCCGCAGCCCGCCAGCCGUCCUCAAUUCGCCUCCGUUGUCGGGAUUUCACAUUCGUCUGCUUCUAUUUCACCACCGAGAGCAAGGCGCGUGAUGUCUAUGAGACCAUAAAAUGCUGGACAUGCAAGGUCGGGCGGAUCGAUAAGCUGUACGCCUUUACAUAUCGACCUCCCCCUCCGGAGCAGAAAUUCAAUGGCUGGGAGCUGUAUGACCCGAGAAAAGAAUGGAAUAGACAAGGUGUCGAUCGGGAUGGCUCUGGCUGGCGUAUCUCUCAGCUGAACACAGACUACGGGUUUUCCGCGACAUACCCUGCUCUUCUACCAGUGCCCUCGUCCAUUUCAGACAACACACUCAAUCAUGCGGGAAAGUAUCGGUCCCGGGCGAGAGUCCCUGUUCUGACAUAUCUCCAUCCCGUGAACAAUUGCUCCAUCACAAGAAGCUCGCAGCCCCUUGUAGGUGUGCGUCAGAACCGAAGCAUUCAGGAUGAAACAUUGCUAGCAGCUAUAUUCUCGACUUCUCGUUCAGAGAGACCGCUCGCAAGCUUUACCCCAUCUGGGUUUGACCCCGAAUCUUCCCAAGCAACACAAGGAAAUGCCUCACGCAGUCACAUGCUGGCUGAUCUGACGCUUCCUGAGGACUUGGAGGAUGAGAUGCUGACAUCUUUCCCUGGAGACACGGAAGAAAGGCCGCAAAUCUAUGGCGCUCAACAGCACAACUUGAUUGUUGACGCCCGACCCACUGUCAAUGCCUUUGCCAUGCAGGCGGUUGGUCUUGGGUCGGAGAACAUGGACAACUAUAAGUUUGCUACUAAGGCUUACCUUGGGAUUGACAACAUCCACGUGAUGAGAGACUCCCUGAGCAAGGUGAUUGAUGCAUUGAAAGACUCCGAUGUCACUCCACUAGGCCCAAGCAAAGACCAGCUUGCACGAAGUGGUUGGUUGAAGCACAUCUCCGGCAUCCUGGACGGUGCUCGGUUGAUUGCUCGGCAGGUUGGGCUGCAGCAUUCUCACGUCUUGAUUCACUGUUCAGACGGGUGGGAUCGUACGAGUCAGUUGAGCGCGCUGAGUCAGGUCUGUCUCGAUCCUUACUAUCGAACGAUGGAAGGGUUCAUGGUCCUGGUAGAGAAGGACUGGCUCUCUUUUGGACACAUGUUUCGGCACAGAUCGGGCCACCUGAACAGUGAAAAAUGGUUCCAGAUCGAGAACGAGCGCAUCGGGGGAGAUUCCAACCGUGGGUUUGGUGAAGGUGGUGGUGCCGGUAGAGCCAUCGAAAAUGCAUUCCUGAGCGCCAAAGGCUUCUUCAACCGAGAAAACGCCAGUCGCGACUCACUUGGGGAAUCGGACGGGGAAAUGCAGAACUACGACUCGGAGAACAUGAAGAAGGCCACCUCCAUACCCAGGACAGCUGCGGCUGAAAAGGAAGUGACCAAGGUGAAGGAGACCAGCCCCGUCUUCCAUCAAUUCCUCGAUGCGACAUACCAAUUGCUAUACCAGUACCCGACAAGAUUCGAGUUCAACGAACGUUUCCUGCGCCGACUGUUGUACCAUCUUUACUCGUGUCAAUUUGGCACGUUCCUCUUCAACAGCGAGAAGGAACGUGUGGACUGGAAUGCAAAGGAACGAACUCGAAGCGUAUGGGACUACUUCCUAGCGCGGAGGGAGCAGUUCUCCAACCCUCAGUACGACCCUCAGAUCGACGACCACAAGCGUGGGAAGGAGCGGCUUAUCUUUCCGCGGAUUAACGAGGUGAGGUGGUGGAGCGAGGCCUUUGGUCGGACUGAUGCAGAGAUGAAUGGCGUGCGGUCAUCUGGUUCUAGACCACCUGCCGAUCGCGAUGCCAGUAGUGUCGAACCAUCGCCAGUCUUAACCGGCAUUGAGACUGCCCACCACGCGGUCGGCGCUGGAUCACCUGGCAAAGACGCCUUCAAUGCUGCUUCAACUGGAAUGGCGGCAGUAACUGCGGGAAUCUCAAGCCUCGCAUUCCCUAGGAGCAAGGAAAACAGCCCGGAAGCUAAAAGCUUGAACCCAAUGGAAGUUGAGAUGCAAUGACCCGCUUCGGAGAAAUCUACUCUUGAGAGUCCGCAUACAGAUCAAUGUAUUUACGAUGGCCUACUGGGGGACGGUCAGAAUAGGCCCAGAGGGGACGUGAAUGUCCGUGUCAUCUAUGCGUGUAUGCCUGUUGUUCUAUUGUUUGACGCUGCAUUUUCCCCAGGGAGGGAAGUAGAGUACAGUUUACCGUCGAACUAUGAUUGCAUGAAUACAAGAACGAGGUCCAGCAUUGCCAGUGCCGAUGCUGGAUUGGGAAAUAGAUGGGUUUG